ACAGUGUUCUAUUUCAUAAAUUUAUUUUCUUUAUCAUUUUACAUUCGAGUGGACAUUAAUAAUUUUUUUCUUUUUGCAAAAGAAAAAAAGUUCGUGGCAUUAUGAUUGAAAAAAGUUUUCGAAUCUCAUUGUUAUUUUCACUAUUGGCUUUAAAUUAUUAUUCAGUUGCUCAAUAUUUUGAUAAUCCUCAAAAGUUUGAGUUUGAACCAAAUUGGGAGAGUUUGGAUAAACGAACUUUGCCUUCUUGGUACGAUGAUGCAAAAUUUGGAAUUUUCAUUCAUUGGGGUGUGUACAGUGUUCCCAGUCUUGGAUCCGAAUGGUUUUGGAAAAGUUGGAAAGAUGGAAAUCUCAUUAUCAAUAAUUUUAUGAAAAAGAAUUAUCCCCCUAAUUUUUCGUAUCAAGAAUUCGGUCGCGAAUUUACUGGCGAAUUUUUCGAUGCUGCAAAGUGGAGUCAACUUUUUAAAGAUUCAGGUGCAAAGUACGUUGUCUUGACGAGUAAACAUCACGAUGGUUUUGCACUUUGGCCAUCGAAAUAUUCCUACAGUUGGAAUUCCGUCGAUGUUGGUCCUCAUCGUGACAUAAUAGGUGAAUUGUCGAAUGCAAUCCGAGCAAAAACGAAUUUAACGUUUGGACUUUAUCACUCUCUCUAUGAAUGGUUUCAUCCACUUUACUUGGAGGACAAAAGGAACAAUUUUAAAACGAAUAAAUUUGUUGUGGACAAAGUUAUUCCACAAUUGUGGGAGCUUAUUGAUUUGUAUAAACCGGAAAUUCUUUGGUCUGAUGGCGAUUGGGAAGCUCCUGAUGAUUAUUGGUCGUCGACGAAAAUUCUCAGUUGGCUUUAUAAUUUGAGUUCAGUGAGAAAAACCAUUGUUGUUAAUGAUCGAUGGGGUAUUAACGUAACUUGUCGUCAUGGAGAUUUUUAUACAUGUUCUGAUCGUUAUAAUCCAGGAGUUUUAAUAAAACACAAAUGGGAAAAUGCAAUGACAAUUGAUCGAAAGUCUUGGGGCUUUCGAAGGAAUGCUGAUUUAAAGGAUUACAUGUCUGUUCGAGAUUUGGUUCGAGAAUUGGUAGUCACAGUGAGCUGUAAUGGAAAUUUAUUAAUGAAUGUAGGUCCCACUAAGGAUGGAAUUAUAAGUCCAAUUUAUGAAGAACGACUUCGAGGAAUGGGAUCUUGGCUCUCUGUAAAUGGAGAAGCAAUUUACAAUACAAGACCUUGGAAAACUCAAAACGAUACACUAUCUGGAGAUGUUUGGUACACGGAGAGCAAAAAUGGCGAAAAAUUAUACGCCACUUUUCUCUCAUGGCCAAAAAAUAAUAUUGUCAAAUUAGGAAGUGUCUCGUUAUUAUCUUCAGCUACUGUUGAAUUUCUUGGCCUCGAAAAAAAACUCACUUGGCAAAAAAAGUCUUCUGAACUGUGGAUAAAUCUACCUGAAAGUGCUCCAAAAGAAGAGCCUGCAUGGGUACUAAUAUUAAAACAAUACAUUUCGAUUGAUAAAUAGAAAAAGAAAUUUUUUUGAAAAAACUGUGUAAAUAGAUUUUGCUUUUUUAAAAAAAGAAAU
Leptopilina heterotoma is the source of this 1559-nucleotide messenger RNA. RefSeq names its product alpha-L-fucosidase-like. NCBI's taxonomy places the organism in Eukaryota, Metazoa, Arthropoda, Insecta, Hymenoptera, Figitidae. The transcript has 6 exons. Gene Ontology annotation, cellular component: lysosome. Gene Ontology annotation, biological process: glycoside catabolic process; fucose metabolic process. The record is from RefSeq and is a predicted model, not a curated record. The coding region runs from base 102 to 1499 and encodes 465 amino acids. Gene Ontology annotation, molecular function: alpha-L-fucosidase activity.